Arabidopsis arenosa is the source of this 1687-nucleotide messenger RNA. The record is from the annotation of a GenBank genome assembly. Lineage: Eukaryota; Viridiplantae; Streptophyta; Magnoliopsida; Brassicales; Brassicaceae.
UUUCUCUUUCGGUUCGUUCAAAUGGUUCGUCUGUUUCUUACACUUUCUCCGGCGAUUCCCCGAUUCAAUCUUUAUCCUGGAACCUCAAUAUUAGCGACUAAUCCUUCACUCAGAUUACAAAAACACCUUAAACUUAGAACCAAAACCCCGAAUUUCUCGUUAAUCUCUCCUUCAUCUUCACCCAAUUUUCAAAGGACACGUUUUUAUUCUACCGGAACAAGAAUCUACUCGUUACCCAAUAGCGAAAAUUCGAAUUUUGAUGAUAAUUUGGUUGUUCUUGGUAUUGAAACGAGCUGCGACGACACUGCCGCAGCUGUUGUGAGAGGUAAUGGUGAAAUUCUCAGUCAAGUCAUUUCUUCUCAGGCAGAAUUGCUUGCCCAAUAUGGAGGCGUCGCUCCUAAACAGGCUGAAGAAGCACACUCCCGAGUUAUCGAUAAGGUUGUGCAAGACGCGCUUGAUAGAGCCAGUUUGACCGAGAAGGAUCUCUCUGCUGUUGCUGUUACCAUUGGACCUGGUUUGAGCCUCUGUCUACGCGUUGGUGUGCGAAAGGCUCGUAGCGUUGCUGGUAACUUCAGUCUCCCAAUUGUCGGGGUGCAUCACAUGGAGGCUCAUGCCCUUGUAGCUAGGUUAGUAGAGCAAGAAUUAAGCUUUCCGUUCAUGGCAUUGCUUAUAUCAGGAGGGCACAAUCUGCUAGUUCUUGCGCAUAAGCUUGGUCAGUACACACAACUUGGGACUACAGUAGAUGAUGCUAUAGGCGAGGCAUUUGACAAGACAGCAAAAUGGCUCGGUCUUGAUAUGCGCAGGAGUGGUGGACCAGCUGUUGAACAACUUGCUCUGGAGGGUGAUGCAAAGUCUGUUAAGUUUAAUGUUCCAAUGAAAUAUCAUAAAGAUUGCAACUUUUCUUAUGCUGGUUUGAAGACACAAGUGAGGCUAGCCAUUGAAGCCAAAGAAAUCGAUGCUAAAUGUCCUGUCUCUUCUGCAACAAACGAAGACAGAAGAAACCGUGCUGAUAUCGCCGCUUCUUUCCAGCGAGUAGCUGUCUUGCAUCUGGAGGAAAAGUGUGAGCGAGCUAUAGACUGGGCACUAGAACUCGAGCCUUCUAUAAAACAUAUGGUAGUCUCUGGUGGUGUUGCUUCAAACAAGUAUGUACGACUCCGACUUAAUAACAUUGUCGAAAACAAAAACCUGAAACUUGUUUGCCCUCCUCCUAGCCUUUGCACAGACAAUGGAGUAAUGGUGGCUUGGACUGGUCUCGAGCAUUUCCGUGUAGGAAGGUACGAUCCACCUCCACCUGCAACUGAACCUGAUGAUUUUGUGUAUGAUCUUCGACCAAGGUGGCCUCUUGGAGAGGAGUAUGCAAAAGGAAGAAGCAAAGCUCGUUCUAUGAGAACUGCGCGGAUUCACCCGUCACUUACUUCAAUUAUCCGAGCAGAUUCUCUUCAACAACAAACAUAAACGUAGCAAGAAAGAUAGUCUCGUGUAACUAAAAAUCUUUGUAGCUUCCUUUGUCUCUCAAAUCUUGUAACCUUUUCACUGAGGAACAAACGCUUUUCCGGUUAAUUUAGUUUCGUUCAGUCAGUGGUCCCGGUUAAGCUAAACCGUGGUCCUCAGAAUCCUUAUCAUUCUUCACAUCGAUUGGUUCUCUGUCUUCAACGAUUGAUCAAACGAUUAAACUCGUUAUCUCUCC